UCGAUACGCGAGAGUAUCGCCGACUUGGAUUUGUGGAGCCACGCGCCAACGCUAUACGCAUGGAACCUCUCCCACGUGCUCCACGCUCUCCGUUUCGUUGGGAUUGACAUCGGCGGCGUCAACUGGCGUCGUGCACGUUAUACCUAGUAGGCCAGAGCGACAACUUUCCCCCUCAUCGUCAAUCAGUACUGUGAGAAAUCGUGAACGAAGCAGUUUGGUCACGUCUCCAUUGGAGCUCGCUCGUUCGUUUGUUCGCCUGCUUCGAUCGGUUCGGUCCGUGUUUAUUGCUUGUGAGUGUGUUCAAUUUCUGCCGUCAUCGAAGGUGCAAACACCUGAUCAGCCCCCGUCUCUAGUAGCAACUGCUUUCAGAGUUAUAUUGAACUACUCAUCGGUCGCGACACACAGCUAAUUGAAUCAUCAUCUCAGCAAGCGUGGAUCGUAAAGAAUGAACCCCAAUUUCCAUCGAACCCAGUAUUUUGUGAUAAACCGUGCUUAGAUGGUGUGUACAUAUAAUUUAUUAACCUGCGGUCAUUCCAGCAAACCACCAAAGUGCAAUACAUAACCUCGGAACAACCUUGCUGCGCGCAGCUGUCGAAGAAACAAAAGUGAAAACACCAGAACGGAUCAAAGGAAGCUACACGUGUGCGUGGUGCGAACGAAACCUACUAGAGUGCUUGCCGUUCAUGAAAUGUCUAUCGGCGGUUGUUGUUGUUGUUGUUUUCGUUCGUGAACUGUGUUGAAGAGAAAAGGCCAACGCCGAAGAUAACUAGUGGAAAUUGUCAGUGCAAUUUGAAAUUAGGGCGAAGUGUAACAGCGGGAGAAGCUCGACAUACGGAUAGUGGAGUCAAAGGUGAUCAGGUGGUAAAGAAACAGUAAAGCACACACACAAUGGAGUUCCGAUUCAACUGUCAUCCGUUGUUCCGGCAGCGCAUCGUGCGGAUUAAUAACUCACUCCUGCCGACCGGAUUCGUGGCACAGCACCGGAGAGAAGCACUAAUAUGCAGCCCUAGAAAGUUGUCAAGAAAUGCAUCCUCGGGAAUAUUCCGGCCUCCUGUCAAGAAUAAGCAAGACAUCGCAAGCGAUGCCACCGCACAAAUCUCCGAAAUCAUCAACUUUGUCGGACAGUUGUCCGCACAAGCACAAGGGCUGUCGAAUCCGGUGACCACGUCACAGAAGCUGCGAAAUUCCGACCACCACAUCUACCUGAUGUUCGAAUCCAACCAGAAACACGGGCUGGUCGUUGGCAUUCUCAAAGUUGGCCGCAAAUCCCUGUACGUGUUUGACCAGAACGGCGAGACGGUGAAUGUGACGGCGCCCUGCGUGCUAGACUUCUACGUGCACGAGUCGCGACAACGUGGCGGAUUGGGCCGGGAGCUGUUCGACCACAUGCUCAAAGAGGAAAACAUCCACCCGGAGGAGAUGGCCAUCGAUCGACCGUCGGAGAAACUUCUCGGAUUCCUGCAGAAGCAUUAUGGACUCUACAAGAAGAUACCGCAAAUGAACAAUUUCGUGGUGUACGAAGGUUUCUUUGCAAACAAUCACCACGCCUCGGACAUCGAUGGACGUCGUAUGCACAUCACCGCCAGUCCUAACACGAACCUCUUCGGGCCCACCUUCACCACCGUCGGGGAUCAGCGGAGGUCCAGCUCGCAGACGCGUCAACCGGUCGUAUCCCCGCCAGUCGUCCAGCAACCCCCGGUGGGUCGCUAUGCGGCAAAACGACCAUCCUGCAGUAUGGCACAGAUAAUUCACAACAGCCCCACGACAGUAUCAACGGAGCCCAAUAGCACUUCUUCUUCCACUAACAACCAUCAUGCGCCUCCAGCUGCUUCCACUAACAAUAAUGACUACGAAAACCAUCAUCACGAUCAUGAUCACCUUCAUCACGAUUCGAACGAGUUUGACCAGCACCAGCAGGAGGCGGACCCGGAACCACAACCCGGCAGCAAUGGCGACGGUGUUGCUGAGGAGGUCCUAACUGCCAACUUGCGAAAUUUGUCCAUGUCGGAACCGACCAGCGACUACAUUGACUAUCAUCCCAAUCACCAUCAUCAGCUUCAACAGCAACAGCAACACCAACAGCAGGUGAAGUUUGCCGAUGACUACGCAGACAUUCCGGAACCGGAGGCCGAUCCGGAUCCGUACAGCUUCCAUCCGCACCAUCUUGAGCUAUCGCCGCAGCAGCAAUCUCACCACCAGGACAUGAUGACUAAUCGUGAAAAUUCUGCUUCUCCUCAAUCGAUCAGCCAGCAGCAGACGCCGGAACAUCUGGGAUUCAAGAAACCGAUCCGUUACACCAAACAGCAUACUGGCCUGAAGAACAUGUCCUCCGGUGUGGGUGCCGCUGUGAUGCCUUCGGGCAAGAUGGAAUUCGACCAGGAAGAGAACGAAGGAUUCGGAUCGGUGAAGAUCAACCGACCGAUCGGGAAAUCCGGCACUCGGAACAGUCUGUCCGGCGAUAACGAUAACGAGUCGGUCCACUCGAAGGGUUCCGACAGUAGCCAUCUGACCGAUCAUGGCCAUUUCGAUCUCAAAUUCUACCAUAACAAGUUGUGGUAAGAAUCAGGUGUUUGAUGCAUUUAAAAAGUUCAUUAUUCUGUAACAUACCGGAAAAACUGAUCUCCUAUCCAAUACCUGACGCUAAGAAUCAUAUUUCACUGAUGAUGAUGACGGAGGAGGCCGCAUGAUCUCUUUUGUAGUCAGAAGUAGCAUAUCUCUCGCAGUUGGAAACCGAAAACCUGAAAUAAGUCGCUAAUCGUAUUGUUGUGUAGACAUCGUCGCUUGUUGUACGUAGAUAAAUUGUUUAGUUACCGGCAAUUCAGGAAGUUUUAUUUGAGUCUUGUUUCGUGUUAUAACAUAAACCAUUUAUUUUGUUGGUUUCUGAUGAUCUGUUGCAGAAACAUUCAGGAGGAUUUUCUUAAGGAUUACAUCAUUCACUGAGAGGACAUGUCGUUGAAAAGUUCACCCGAAAUACUAUUAGUUCUACUGAUUGAUAAUAUGAAACGAUUAUUACCUAAGACGUAAGAGACAGAACAAAUCUGAAUGUGCAAUUUAAAAUAACCAUUCCAUUUCGCUAUCAUAGAUUACUAGAGAGAAGACUACAGACACUGUGUUAGAUUCCUGAGUCUAAUAAAGGUUCAUACAAGAUCGUUUAAAACCCGACAGUAAUUGUUUGAGUACAUAGAAAAACAAAUAAAACUCGUGCAAAUAUAUAGUACUAGAGCAGAAAACCAAAGAAACAAUUUAAUCGAUAUGUAACUUGUCCUGUAUACAGUGCAAAUAUAAUAUUAUACCACAUAAAUGAAUAAGAUAACAUUCAAUCUUAAUACGUCGGAGUAACUCCA
Molecule: messenger RNA, 3344 nt
Organism: Aedes albopictus (Asian tiger mosquito)
Lineage: Eukaryota; Metazoa; Arthropoda; Insecta; Diptera; Culicidae
Product: alpha-tubulin N-acetyltransferase
Exons: 9
Coding region: 889-2559 (556 amino acids)
Biological process (GO): alpha-tubulin acetylation
Cellular component (GO): microtubule
Molecular function (GO): tubulin N-acetyltransferase activity
Source: RefSeq, a predicted model, not a curated record